Parastagonospora nodorum SN15 is the source of this 1602-nucleotide messenger RNA. RefSeq lists its product as hypothetical. Lineage: Eukaryota; Fungi; Ascomycota; Dothideomycetes; Pleosporales; Phaeosphaeriaceae. Bases 223 to 1602 code for a protein of 459 amino acids. The record is from RefSeq and is a predicted model, not a curated record. The transcript is spliced from 2 exons.
CCAUCACACUCUCUUUUCUAUAUCUUGCCCGCGGCAGAUACCACAUUCUUUCUCAUCGCUGUCUAUCGUUCGAAGAGCUAGUCUCCCUCACGCCGUUCCAUCUACAAUAUUCACGGUCCAGCAUCACUUCAGACGAUUCCAGCCACCACAAUCUUUGCUCCGCUCAGCAGGUCUCAGCGAGUUUCCCAAAUACCCAAGUUUUACAGUCUUUCAAACGUCAACAUGUUCUCCAAAGCCAUUGCCAUUUCGGCGCUUGCCGCCAGUGCGUCUGCGCACAUCGUCUUGACCUACCCAAAGCCUUUCGGCUGGGAUACUUUGAACAGCUCUCCCCUUGCUCCUGCCGACUUCCCCUGUAAGCAGCGCAACGGCGUCUACGCCGUCGAUACCAUGAACCAAUGGAACGCCGGAGAAACCCAGAACAUCACUUUUGGUGGCACUGCCGUCCACGGAGGUGGUUCCUGCCAGUUUUCCAUCACAACUGAUCCCGAGCCCACCGAGAAGUCUCAAUGGAAGGUCAUCCAGAGCGUCGUCGGAGGCUGCCCUACGGCGAAGACCAACGAGAACUUCGAGGAGAUCCCAGGCAAAGAUCCGCGUACCAUUGCUGUCCCCGAUGAGUUCCCUGUCACUAUGCCCAGCGACAUCCCAGAGGGUCGCUACACCUUUGCUUGGACUUGGAUCAAUAAGGUCGGAAACCGCGAGUUCUACAUGAACUGCGCACCCAUCCAAGUCGGGAGCAGUGGAAGCACUGCCAGCACUGCUAGCGCAGCCAAGGCUCUGGCAGCUCUCCCAGAUAUGUUUGUUGCCAACUUACCUGAUACUGAGUGCAAGGCCGCGUCAGGUAACUUUGUUUAUCCCGAUCCCGGAUCCAAAGUUAUGCAGCUCAAGCAGGAGGCACUGAUCAAUGCCGUCUCUGGCGCUGCAUGCCAGAAGCAGAACGCUCUGGGCGCGGGUGCUGGCUCGAUCGGAAGCCCAUCCGCAGGCACUCCCUCCACCCCGUCUGAGGGCACUCCUUCUACCCCAUCCGAUGGUGGCUACCCUACCAAGCCCAGCAGCGGUGUCCCUUCAGAAUCACCCAUCAACAAGGGACCCACAGAGUCCAAGGCUCCUCUCAACCCGGGUGGUGUCUUUGCCCCAGGCGCAUCCUCUGUUCCUGUCUCCAAGCCUACUCCCCAGCCCGAAGCGCCUGCUCCUGCUCCUGCUCCUCAGCCCGAACCCGCCCCCGCCGCACCGUCAGCUGCUCCUCAAGUCCCCAACAACACUACUCCCACAAAUGGAGAGUGCACUCCUUGCACCAACGACGGAGCUGUUGUUUGCAUCGGCAGCAAGAAGUUCGGUCUUUGCAACCGCGGAUGUGCUGUUGCUCAGGAUCUCGCCGAGGGCAUGAUGUGCUCUGCUGGUGCGGUUGUCGCCACAACCAAGCGCAACAUCCACUUUCCCUCGCGCCCACCUCCACCGCCGUCACAGCGCCGCCCACCUCAUCUAAGCGACACACUGUAUAUCACGAUCCACACACUUCUUUUAUACCCGGUUGCAUCUUUUGGAGUUGGCGGAAAACUAUCUUGGAUACCUACGCACCGCUUCGUAGGUCAGGCUAAGGCUUAG